Messenger RNA from Fukomys damarensis (Damara mole-rat), 6852 nucleotides. It is a transcript of the gene Adamts3, whose product is annotated as ADAM metallopeptidase with thrombospondin type 1 motif 3. Gene Ontology annotation, molecular function: metalloendopeptidase activity. Gene Ontology annotation, cellular component: extracellular matrix. Bases 11 to 3535 code for a protein of 1174 amino acids. Gene Ontology annotation, biological process: extracellular matrix organization; proteolysis. The record is from RefSeq and is a predicted model, not a curated record. The transcript has 21 exons. NCBI's taxonomy places the organism in Eukaryota, Metazoa, Chordata, Mammalia, Rodentia, Bathyergidae.
UAAUGAAGAAAUGGUGCAAAUAGAUUUACCAGUGAGGAGGCACAGAGAGUAUGAGCUAGUGACUCCCAUCAGCACCAAUGUAGAAGGACACUAUCUCUCUCAUAUGCUGUCUGCAAGUCACAAAAAGAGGUCAGCGAGGGAUGUGUCUUCCAACCCUGAGCAACUGUUCUUUAACAUCACUGCCUUUGGAAGAGGUUUUCAUUUGCGCCUAAAGCCCAACACUCAACUAGUAGCUCCUGGGGCUGUUGUGGAAUGGGGUGAGUCCUCUCCAGUGCCUGGGGAUGUGACCAACCCUGUGAAUGACCACGGGCCCGGAAGUACUUCGGAAGGAGUCUGGAGAACAGAGCCUCUGCAGAGCACCUGUGCUUAUGUCGGUGACAUUGUGGACAUUCCAGGAACCUCUGUUGCCAUUAGCAACUGUGAUGGUCUGGCUGGAAUGAUAAAAAGUGAUACUGAAGAGUAUUUUAUUGAACCCUUGGAAAGAGGUAAGCAGAUGGAGGAAGAAAGAGGAAGGAUUCACAUUGUCUACAAGAGAUCAGCCGUAGAGCAAGCACCAAUGGACAUGUCCAGAGAUGUCCACUUCCACGAGCCUGACCUAGGAGGCCUGAACCUAGAUGCAGUUUACAGCAACAUCGACCAGCAGCUGAAUGAAACGAUGAGGCGCCGCAGACAUGCAGGAGAAGAUGAUUACAACAUUGAGGUGCUGCUGGGAGUGGAUGACUCUGUGGUCCGCUUCCAUGGCAAAGAGCACGUCCAGAACUACCUCCUCACCCUGAUGAACAUCGUGAAUGAAAUUUACCAUGAUGAGUCCCUUGGAGUGCAUAUAAAUGUGGUCCUGGUCCGCAUGAUAAUGCUGGGUUAUGCAAAGUCCAUCAGCCUCAUAGAAAGGGGAAACCCAUCCAGGAGCUUAGAGAAUGUGUGUCGCUGGGCUUGCCAACAACAGAAAUCUGAUCCUGACCAUUCUGAGCACCAUGAUCAUGCAAUUUUCUUAACCAGACAAGACUUUGGACCUGCUGGAAUGCAAGGAUACGCUCCAGUCACGGGCAUGUGUCAUCCAGUGAGAAGCUGCACCCUGAAUCACGAGGAUGGUUUUUCAUCUGCCUUUGUAGUAGCCCAUGAAACUGGCCAUGUGCUGGGCAUGGAGCACGACGGGCAGGGCAACCGGUGUGGUGACGAGACUGCAAUGGGCAGCGUCAUGGCGCCCUUGGUGCAGGCUGCCUUCCACCGCUACCACUGGUCCCGCUGCAGUGGCCAGGAGCUGAGGAGAUACAUCCAUUCCUACGACUGUCUGCUUGAUGACCCUUUUGAACAUGAUUGGCCUAAACUCCCAGAACUUCCUGGAAUAAAUUAUUCUAUGGAUGAGCAAUGUCGUUUUGAUUUUGGUGUUGGUUACAAAAUGUGCACUGCGUUCCGCACCUUUGACCCAUGCAAACAGCUAUGGUGCAGUCACCCUGACAACCCCUACUUCUGCAAGACUAAGAAGGGGCCCCCGCUCGAUGGCACCGAAUGUGCUGCUGGGAAGUGGUGCUACAAAGGACACUGCAUGUGGAAGAACACCAACCAGCAGAAGCAGGAUGGCAACUGGGGCUCCUGGACCAAGUUCGGCUCCUGCUCCCGGACGUGUGGAACGGGGGUCCGCUUCAGGACGCGCCAGUGCGACAGCCCCACGCCCAUCAAUGGCGGUCAGGACUGUGCAGGAGUCAACUUUGAGUACCAGCUGUGUAAUACGGAAGAGUGCCAGAAACACUUCGGGGACUUCAGAGCACAGCAGUGCCAGCAGCGGAACUCUCACUUUGAGUUCCAGGGCGCCAAGCAUCACUGGCUGCCGCAUGAGCACUCUGACCCCAAGAAAAGGUGCCACCUGUACUGCCAGUCCCGGGAGACAGGGCACACGGCCUACAUGAAGCAGCUGGUGCACGAUGGCACGCGCUGCUCCUACAAGGACCCCUACAGCAUCUGUGUGCGCGGCGAGUGUGUGAAAGUGGGCUGUGACAGAGAAAUUGGUUCCCAUAAGGUCGAGGACAAAUGUGGCGUCUGUGGAGGUGACAACUCUCACUGUCGAACUGUGAAGGGGACGUUUACCAGGACUCCCAGGAAGCUCGGGUACCUUAAGAUGUUUGAUAUCCCCCCUGGGGCUAGACAUGUGUUAAUCCAAGAAGACGAGGCCUCUCCACAUGUUCUCGCAAUCAAGAACCAGGCUACGGGCCACUACAUUUUGAAUGGCAAAGGGGAGGAAGCCAAGUCACGGACCUUCAUAGACCUUGGCGUGGAGUGGGAUUAUAGCAUUGAAGAUGACGCUGAAACCCUUCACACUGACGGGCCUUUGCACGCCCCUGUUAUCGUUCUGAUUAUACCUCAGGAGAACGACACCCGCUGCAGCCUGACAUACAAGUACAUCAUCCACGAGGACUCUGUGCCCACCAUCAGCAGCAACAACGUCAUCCAGGACGAGCUGGAUACGUUUGAGUGGGCGCUGAAGAGCUGGUCGCAGUGCUCCAAGCCCUGUGGUGGAGGUUUCCAGUACACUAAAUAUGGAUGCCGUAGGAAAAGUGAUAAUAAAAUGGUUCAUCGUAGCUUCUGUGAGGCCAAUAAGAAGCCGAAACCUAUUAGACGAAUGUGCAAUAUUCAAGAAUGUACACAUCCGCUCUGGGUGGCAGAAGACUGGGAGCACUGCACCAAGACCUGUGGCACUUCUGGCUACCAGCUCCGCACUGUGCGCUGCCUUCAGCCACUCCAGGAUGGCACCAACCGCUCAGUGAACAGCAAGUACUGCAUGGGCGAACGUCCUGAGAGCCGCCGGCCCUGCAACAGGGCUCCCUGUCCAGCGCAGUGGAAAGCAGGGCCCUGGAAUGAGUGUUCUGUGACAUGUGGCGAAGGCACUGAGAUGAGGCAAGUCCUCUGCAGGGCUGGAGACCACUGUGAUGGAGAAAAGCCUACGUCCAUGAGAGCUUGUCAACUACCACCCUGCAAUGAUGAGCCAUGUUUGGGUGACAAGUCCAUAUUCUGUCAGAUGGAGGUGCUGGCCCGUUACUGCUCCAUACCGGGUUACAACAAGUUAUGCUGUGAGUCAUGCAGCAAGCACAGCACCCUGCCCCCACCGUACCUUCUAGAAACUGCUGAGGCUCAUGGCGAUGCCAUUUUUAGCCCCACUGACCUCCCUAGUGCUCUAGUGAUGCCCACACCUUUGGGUUCUUACUAUGCAGAGAUGCCUGCUGAGAAGAAACGUGUGGGUAGCGUUUCUUCAGUGGGAAGCCCAAAUGCACAUCCUGCUUUCAGGCCAAACCACAAGUCUGAUGGUGCUAACUUACCCCAGAGCCGGGCUCGGCAGGCCGGAAGUCAGACACUAAGCCUGCUCUCUGUGCCGUCUUCCUCACCCACCAAGAGCGGCCACCUCCACUCAGACUCAGAGGUAGUUGCUGCUCCCUUCCUUGAAGUCAGUGAUUCGAUAGGUGCUUCUCAGACAAGAACCUCAAAGAAAGAUGGAAAGAUUAUUCAUAAGAGACGUCCAGUUAGCUCACCCACCUUAGAAAGAUGAGAAAACGAAUCCAGAAGAUGCGGAAUCAGAAAGACAACUGGACAUCCUCCCCUUCAGAUGGUGCUGCAUUCACCUUGGUUAAAGUGGAAAGUGUUAGAGACCGUUGACUCCCUUUAGCUAUCAGUGGAAGAAAAAAAAGGUGUGGGUUUUCUUUCUCAUUGCUUUUGUCCUCCUUCUCUGCCACAUGGACUCCUCUGCCAGAAUUCAUUGGAAGAAAGCACCAAAGAUUACUAACAGAAGGAAAGUAAGUUGCUGCAUUGGUCACUCCCUAAAGAAGAAAGGCAAUAGAAUGAGCUGUGCAUAUCAACUGAUUCUUUAUUUUAAAAAAAGUAAAAAUUAAAGAGAUGCCAACAGUUUACACUUUAAGAAGAAAUUUGGGAAAUGGGCAAAGAAUUCCUAGACUUGUAUUCCUAUUUAUCUAUAUUAGAAAUAUUGUAUGAGCAAAUUUUCAGCUGUUGUGUAAAUAUUGUAUAUUGCAGAAAUUCAUAUUAUUUUAAGAGAUGUUCUCAGAAUGAUUGUUUACUAUCUUACAUUUAUGGAUGUUCUGGGUGCCUGUCAUUCAUUGAGUGUUGCCUUAUUUGAAUUGUUCAACAUUCCAUGGGUUGUCUUUCAAAGCACAAUACUACAGAGAAGUUAGAAUUACAGCUACUGACAGUACAGUGUUCUCCUGUAUGGUUUUUGUUAAAUCAGCAACAUGGUACCUAAAUGAUACAAAAAAAAAAAAAAGAGAGAGAGAAGCUUCAGAAAGCAAAUCUCACUGUGCCCCUUGGCCUCCAUCCUUAUGGGUGAAGGUUUAGUGUACUUGAGGUCACAGGAAAAGUAAGUGUGCCUGUGCAAGACGACACUGAAGUCUGGGUGUCCUAUGUUCUUGUUUUGUUUUUUAGUCCUCCUGUUGGUGAUAUUCAAAUAGUAAUACUUGAUGUACUAUAAUAACCACAAAGGAAACAUGGGAUAAUUUGUAUAUUGGUAACUGAGAAAGGUAUCAUCAAACUGGAAUUUACAUUCAAAUAUGGAAGGGCUUUGGAAGCAGGUUUUAAAAAGCAUUUGUCAGUGAUUAUUUAUUUUCUGUAUGGUUUAUAUCCAAAUGUUCACAACCACAAUGCAUCUUGACUGAAAUAAUGUGCUAGUAAUUUAUGUCAGUGGUCACCUUGCUCACAGCAAAACCAGAAAUGCUCUCUCCAAGGGAGUAGAUGUAAAGUAUUUGUAUAUAGAAUUCAGAACUGAAACUAUUUAUUAAAAGUUGAUUUUUUUUCUUGAUAGUAUUUUUAUGUGCUAAAUAUUUACACUAAUAUCAAUGACAUACUUUGGUAAACUAGAGAGACAUAACUAUAGAAAUGUGCUUUAUUCAGUGCAUUGAGGAAAAAUUGAAGCAAACCACCCCAGCCAAUUCAAAGAACCAAAAUUGAACAAAUUUGAUGUUAUGUAGAUAUUUUGCAUUUCUAAAGUAGUUGACACAAACUUGAUGACUUGUUCCCUUUUAAGGAAACAUAAAAUAGAAACUUAACUAGCUGCUUAAUGAAAUAGUGAAGUAGAAACAUUUUUUAAAGUAUGUGAAAUAGAGCUGUGCUUCCUGAAUUUUACAUAAAGAAACAUUGUUAGCUUAGUGUUUUGGGGGUGAGUACCUGAACUCUCUAAAAACAUAUUAUAAACUAAAAUGUAGUUGUGUUGACCUCUCAAAGCACAAAAUAUACAAGGAUUUUGGGGUUUUAACUCAUAACCUAAUGACCGAAGCCAUUGACUCUGCCUCCAAAGAAUUGCUGCUACAUUGUGCAAGAAUCUCUAUAAGGUUAGAAAGGUAAAUUCCAGAUAGUACAAUAAUCUCCGAGACUUAAAAUUUCCCUGGAAUGAAAUUCUCUCUAGUUUGCUUGCAUGUGCAUAUGUUUGGUCUACAGGAGAUAAAGAUUGACACACACCGUCUUGGUAAGAUGGACGUGGUCAUCACACUCUGAUCUUUGAGCUUUCUUUUCUACUAAGCUAAAAAGUUCUUUUUAAUAAAGUGUAUACUACUGAUGCUGUUUGUUGUAUUGGGAACACUUAGUAAUAAAAAUGUUAACAACAUACAGAUCUGGAAUUAACUAGAUUUUAUCAUUAGAUUAAUUCCACAGUAAUAGAAGUGUGUCCUUCCUCCUACAAGGUGAACAGAACUCAGAUUCUGUUGCACCCUGUUUCUGUAAAGAAGCUCAUAUUAAGAGACAGUGUGUCCUGUUUUCCUAUCAGGGAUAUAAUAAUACUCUUUUCAAACAAAACAAGAGGUUUUGGGAGGUGGCUUUCUGCUUAAGUCUGUCCUAGAGAAGUACAGAAAGAAGAUGGUAGUCAUAUUGGUACUUAUGAGAAGAAAAUAAGAGCUUCUGUUCUUCAGAAUGUGGAAUCUUAGAGUGAUUUUUAAAUAAAAGCUGUCAGCCAGCUUGGAGCCCUCAUUGUCUAAGGCCUGAUAGGAACUGAUUUCUCAAGAUUCAGGAUUCUGGAAAAGAAGAGAACAUGGUGGUAGAUGGCUUCUUACUGUGUCAGAGAAACACUGCAGUGUGGUGGCCACAGUUUGAACUGCACACCACACAAGUUUGAUUUCCACUUCCCCCUUCCUACCUGAGUGCCUUCAAGUAAUCCAAGUUCAAGUUUCCUUAUAUGUAAGGAAAGAUACACACAGGCUCUCUUACUUUUCCUGUAACCUCAAGUGCACUAAGCCUUCACCCAUAACACCCAUGGGUUGCAGAGCUGUCCCAGGUCAUUUCAUAAUUGCUUCCAGAAAUCAGAUAAAGUAACUAAAGCUGUUACCACAGGGCCUGACACACAAUUACUCAGUAACUAAUACCAAGCCAUUAUAUUCCUCAUCAUCAAUGUAUAACUAAUCCACAGCAUUCCUCCAGGAUGCACAGCUAGUUUCAAUCCUGUCUCUAAGUCUCAUUGAUGAUGAUAAAGACUAUUUUGGAAAUCUAAUGACAGCUCAACUUUAGAAAUUGAUGAUCAACUCAUUAAAAAUGAUGUCUAGUCAUUAAGUUUGAAGAGUGUUGCCAAAUUAUGCUCACUCUCCCUUUGCAGCAAUGAAUAGACUAAGGGACUAGUUAUGUGUCCUUCAAAAAUAGUCAAUGCCAAACUAUUAAUUGUUUAUCAUAUUUGCAAUGAUUCCCCAAACUAGAGCCAUCAAUGUUUCAAACAGCCCACUGCGCACACAUGCCACAGGUAGACUUCCACUGUCAUAAGCAACCUCUUCUAGCUUCAAACUUUUCUGCUACAGCUAAAAGAUUUAGGGCUUUGCUCUGGAUAGGCUUUGGUUUAACAGAUCAUUGCCUUGAAUUGGAUCUUUCAUUUAGACCAUUAAA